AUGAACCUCUGAAAACUGCCGGCAUCUGAGGUUUCCUCCAAGGCCCUCUGAAGUGCAGCCCAUAAUGAAGGUCUUGGCGGCAGGUAAAUACACCCGCCCCGCGCCGGCUUCGCGUCCCCGCUGCGGGGCGCGGCGGCAACUUGGGGCGCUUGGCAGCGCGAGCCGGACGCCCACCCGCCGCAGACACACGAACACUUGGGGCGCCCGCGCAGCCACCGGAGGCGCUGGGUGGCGGCCCGGAGCGAGCGCGGGCACAUGGUCCCAAGCACCGCACGCCCCGCGGCAGGUUGGCGGCGAGGGAGGGGGCGCCGAGCCUUCCUCCUCCUCCUCUUCUUCCCCCUCUCCUUCUCCUCCUCCUCCUCCUCGCUCCGGACACUCGCUGGCUGCUCUUCCCUCUGCGCUUUCUCCCAGAUUCACUCUCCCUCUCUCUUUUUCUUUUCUUUCUUUCUUUCCGCUUUCUCCUUUCCAACCGCGGUCCCGGGCUGCUCCCAGGGAGGGGCGCGGGCGGCGAGCAGCUUGCAAACUCCGGCCUGGGACGGGAGCAGGUGCCGCCUCCAUCUGCUGGUGUCUGGAAGCGUGUGGUCUGCGCUAGGAGUUGUGCCCCUGCUGUUGGUUCUGCACUGGAAACAUGGGGCGGGGAGCCCCCUCCCCAUCACCCCUGUCAACGCCACCUGUGCCAUACGCCACCCAUGUCACAACAACCUCAUGAACCAGAUCAGGAGCCAACUGGCACAGCUCAAUGGCAGUGCCAAUGCCCUCUUUAUUCUCUAUUACACAGCCCAGGGGGAGCCGUUCCCCAACAACCUGGACAAGCUAUGUGGCCCCAACGUGACGGACUUCCCGCCCUUCCACGCCAACGGCACGGAGAAGGCCAAGCUGGUGGAGCUGUACCGCAUAGUCGUGUACCUUGGCACCUCCCUGGGCAACAUCACCCGGGACCAGAAGAUCCUCAACCCCAGUGCCCUCAGCCUCCACAGCAAGCUCAACGCCACCGCCGACAUCCUGCGAGGCCUCCUUAGCAACGUGCUGUGCCGCCUGUGCAGCAAGUACCACGUGGGCCAUGUGGACGUGACCUACGGCCCUGACACCUCGGGUAAGGAUGUCUUCCAGAAGAAGAAGCUGGGCUGUCAACUCCUGGGGAAGUAUAAGCAGAUCAUCGCCGUGUUGGCCCAGGCCUUCUAGCAGGAGGUCUUGAAGUGUGCUGUGAACCGAGGGAUCUCAGGAGUUGGGUCCAGAUGUGGGGGCCUGUCCAAGGGUGGCUGGGGCCCAGGGCAUCGCUAAACCCAAAUGGGGGCUGCUGGCAGACCCCGAGGGUGCCUGGCCAGUCCACUCCACUCUGGGCUGGGCUGUGAUGAAGCUGAGCAGAGUGGAAACUUCCAUAGGGAGGGAGCUAGAAGAAGGUGCCCCUUCCUCUGGGAGAUUGUGGACUGGGGAGCGUGGGCUGGACUUCUGCCUCUACUUGUCCCUUUGGCCCCUUGCUCACUUUGUGCAGUGAACAAACUACACAAGUCAUCUACAAGAGCCCUGACCACAGGGUGAGACAGCAGGGCCCAGGGGAGUGGACCAGCCCCCAGCAAAUUAUCACCAUCUGUGCCUUUGCUGCCCCUUAGGUUGGGACUUAGGUGGGCCAGAGGGGCUAGGAUCCCAAAGGACUCCUUGUCCCCUAGAAGUUUGAUGAGUGGAAGAUAGAGAGGGGCCUCUGGGAUGGAAGGCUGUCUUCUUUUGAGGAUGAUCAGAGAACUUGGGCAUAGGAACAAUCUGGCAGAAGUUUCCAGAAGGAGGUCACUUGGCAUUCAGGCUCUUGGGGAGGCAGAGAAGCCACCUUCAGGCCUGGGAAGGAAGACACUGGGAGGAGGAGAGGCCUGGAAAGCUUUGGUAGGUUCUUCGUUCUCUUCCCCGUGAUCUUCCCUGCAGCCUGGGAUGGCCAGGGUCUGAUGGCUGGACCUGCAGCAGGGGUUUGUGGAGGUGGGUAGGGCAGGGGCAGGUUGCUAAGUCAGGUGCAGAGGUUCUGAGGGACCCAGGCUCUUCCUCUGGGUAAAGGUCUGUAAGAAGGGGCUGGGGUAGCUCAGAGUAGCAGCUCACAUCUGAGGCCCUGGGAGGCCUUGUGAGGUCACACAGAGGUACUUGAGGGGGACUGGAGGCCGUCUCUGGUCCCCAGGGCAAGGGAACAGCAGAACUUAGGGUCAGGGUCUCAGGGAACCCUGAGCUCCAAGCGUGCUGUGCGUCUGACCUGGCAUGAUUUCUAUUUAUUAUGAUAUCCUAUUUAUAUUAACUUAUUGGUGCUUUCAGUGGCCAAGUUAAUUCCCCUUUCCCUGGUCCCUACUCAACAAAAUAUGAUGAUGGCUCCCGACACAAGCGCCAGGGCCAGGGCUUAGCAGGGCCUGGUCUGGAAGUCGACAAUGUUACAAGUGGAAUAAGCCUUACGGGUGAAGCUCAGAGAAGGGUCGGAUCUGAGAGAAUGGGGAGGCCUGAGUGGGAGUGGGGGGCCUUGCUCCACCCCCCCCCAUCCCCUACUGUGACUUGCUUUAGGGUGUCAGGGUCCAGGCUGCAGGGGCUGGGCCAAUUUGUGGAGAGGCCGGGUGCCUUUCUGUCUUGAUUCCAGGGGGCUGGUUCACACUGUUCUUGGGCGCCCCAGCAUUGUGUUGUGAGGCGCACUGUUCCUGGCAGAUAUUGUGCCCCCUGGAGCAGUGGGCAAGACAGUCCUUGUGGCCCACCCUGUCCUUGUUUCUGUGUCCCCAUGCUGCCUCUGAAAUAGCGCCCUGGAACAACCCUGCCCCUGCACCCAGCAUGCUCCGACACAGCAGGGAAGCUCCUCCUGUGGCCCGGACACCCAUAGACGGUGCGGGGGGCCUGGCUGGGCCAGACCCCAGGAAGGUGGGGUAGACUGGGGGGAUCAGCUGCCCAUUGCUCCCAAGAGGAGGAGAGGGAGGCUGCAGAUGCCUGGGACUCAGACCAGGAAGCUGUGGGCCCUCCUGCUCCACCCCCAUCCCACUCCCACCCAUGUCUGGGCUCCCAGGCAGGGAACCCGAUCUCUUCCUUUGUGCUGGGGCCAGGCGAGUGGAGAAACGCCCUCCAGUCUGAGAGCAGGGGAGGGAAGGAGGCAGCAGAGUUGGGGCAGCUGCUCAGAGCAGUGUUCUGGCUUCUUCUCAAACCCUGAGCGGGCUGCCGGCCUCCAAGUUCCUCCGACAAGAUGAUGGUACUAAUUAUGGUACUUUUCACUCACUUUGCACCUUUCCCUGUCGCUCUCUAAGCACUUUACCUGGAUGGCGCGUGGGCAGUGUGCAGGCAGGUCCUGAGGCCUGGGGUUGGGGUGGAGGGUGCGGCCCGGAGUUGUCCAUCUGUCCAUCCCAACAGCAAGACGAGGAUGUGGCUGUUGAGAUGUGGGCCACACUCACCCUUGUCCAGGAUGCAGGGACUGCCUUCUCCUUCCUGCUUCAUCCGGCUUAGCUUGGGGCUGGCUGCAUUCCCCCAGGAUGGGCUUCGAGAAAGACAAACUUGUCUGGAAACCAGAGUUGCUGAUUCCACCCGGGGGGCCCGGCUGACUCGCCCAUCACCUCAUCUCCCUGUGGACUUGGGAGCUCUGUGCCAGGCCCACCUUGCGGCCCUGGCUCUGAGUCGCUCUCCCACCCAGCCUGGACUUGGCCCCAUGGGACCCAUCCUCAGUGCUCCCUCCAGAUCCCGUCCGGCAGCUUGGCGUCCACCCUGCACAGCAUCACUGAAUCACAGAGCCUUUGCGUGAAACAGCUCUGCCAGGCCGGGAGCUGGGUUUCUCUUCCCUUUUUAUCUGCUGGUGUGGACCACACCUGGGCCUGGCCGGAGGAAGAGAGAGUUUACCAAGAGAGAUGUCUCCGGGCCCUUAUUUAUUAUUUAAACAUUUUUUUAAAAAGCACUGCUAGUUUACUUGUCUCUCCUCCCCAUCGUCCCCAUCGUCCUCCUUGUCCCUGACUUGGGGCACUUCCACCCUGACCCAGCCAGUCCAGCUCUGCCUUGCCGGCUCUCCAGAGUAGACAUAGUGUGUGGGGUUGGAGCUCUGGCACCCGGGGAGGUAGCAUUUCCCUGCAGAUGGUACAGAUGUUCCUGCCUUAGAGUCAUCUCUAGUUCCCCACCUCAAUCCCGGCAUCCAGCCUUCAGUCCCGCCCACGUGCUAGCUCCGUGGGCCCACCGUGCGGCCUUAGAGGUUUCCCUCCUUCCUUUCCACUGAAAAGCACAUGGCCUUGGGUGACAAAUUCCUCUUUGAUGAAUGUACCCUGUGGGGAUGUUUCAUACUGACAGAUUAUUUUUAUUUAUUCAAUGUCAUAUUUAAAAUAUUUAUUUUUUAUACCAAAUGAAUACUUUUUUUUUUAAGAAAAAAAAGAGAAAUGAAUAAAGAAUCUACUCUUG
This is a messenger RNA of Homo sapiens (human), 4380 nucleotides long. It is a transcript of the gene LIF, whose product is annotated as LIF interleukin 6 family cytokine. NCBI's taxonomy places the organism in Eukaryota, Metazoa, Chordata, Mammalia, Primates, Hominidae. The record is from RefSeq and is a predicted model, not a curated record. Gene Ontology annotation, biological process: regulation of signaling; positive regulation of multicellular organismal process; regulation of cell communication. Gene Ontology annotation, molecular function: growth factor activity; leukemia inhibitory factor receptor binding; cytokine activity. Bases 256 to 1182 code for a protein of 308 amino acids. The transcript has 3 exons. Gene Ontology annotation, cellular component: extracellular region.